Lachancea sp. 'fantastica' is the source of this 1515-nucleotide messenger RNA. The record is from the annotation of a GenBank genome assembly. NCBI's taxonomy places the organism in Eukaryota, Fungi, Ascomycota, Saccharomycetes, Saccharomycetales, Saccharomycetaceae.
AUGCCAGCUCCACACGGUGGUAAACUCCAAGAUUUGCUCGCUCGCGAUGCUCCAAUCAAGGCACAAUUGGUGCAAGAAGCAUCUGAAAUUCCUCUGCAAUGGAAUUUGACGGAAAGACAAAUCUGCGAUUUGGAAUUGAUUCAAAAUGGUGGGUUUUCUCCAUUAUCAGGAUUCUUGAACAAGAAGGACUACGAAGGUGUUGUUCAUGACUCUAGAUUAAGCAAUGGUUUGAUCUGGACAAUGCCAAUUACUUUGGACGUUGACGAAAAAUUCGCUUCAAAACUGCAACCGGAGACCAAAGUGACUUUGUUGCAGGACAACGAAAUUCCCGUCGCUAUUCUUACUGUCACUGACGUCUACAAGCCAGACAAGAAAGUUGAAGCCAAACAAGUUUUCAGAGGCGAUCCUGAACACCCAGCAGUGAAAUAUUUGUACGAAACUGCAGGCGAGUUCUACGUUGGUGGUGAGAUCCAGGCGAUCCAAACGCCAGUGCAUUACGAUUAUCCAGGGUUGCGUAAGACGCCCGCACAAUUGAGACUGGAAUUCCAGUCCAAGGACUGGGACCGUAUUGUUGCUUUCCAAACCCGUAAUCCAAUGCACAGAGCUCACAGAGAGCUCACGGUCAGAGCCGCCAGAGAACAGAACGCUAAAGUCUUGAUCCAUCCAGUGGUCGGGCUAACCAAGCCAGGCGACAUCGAUCAUCACACCCGUGUGCGUGUUUACCAGGAAAUCAUCAAGAGAUAUCCAAACGGUAUGGCCCAGCUGUCGUUGCUGCCUCUAGCCAUGCGUAUGGGUGGUGAUCGUGAAGCGGUGUGGCACGCUAUCAUCAGAAAAAACUACGGUGCCACUCAUUUCAUUGUUGGUAGAGACCACGCUGGUCCUGGUAAAAACUCUGCAAAUGUAGACUUCUACGGCCCCUACGACGCCCAAGAGCUCGUCGAGUCUUACAAAAACGAAUUGGACAUCGAAGUUGUCCCAUUCAGAAUGGUCACUUACCUGCCAGAAGAAGAACGUUACGCCCCAAUUGAUCAAAUUGAUCUCUCCAAGACCUCUACUUUGAACAUUAGCGGUACCGAAUUGAGAAAUCGCUUGAGAACCGGUGGUCCCAUCCCAGAAUGGUUUUCGUACCCAGAAGUGGUCAAAAUUCUUAGAGAGUCUAACCCACCAAGACCAAAGCAAGGUUUCGCCAUCGUGUUGUCCAACGCAUUGGCCAACAACAAACAGCUCUCCAUUGCUCUGCUGUCCACUUUCUUGCAGUUUGGUGGGGGCAGACACUACAAAGCUCUAGAUCACAAGAACGACGCUAACGUUUUGGAGCUAGUACCAGAUUUCAUCAAGAGCGGAACUGGAUUGAUUCUUACCGAAUUUGAAAACGUCAAAAGCGUCACCAACGCCUACGUUGUCGGAGCUGACGAGGACGCUAACAUCAAGCUUGACAGUAACGACGAAUCAAUCUUGCACAUUGUGCAAAAGGUUGUGUUGUUCUUGGAAGACAAUGCUUUCUUCCAGUUCUAA